AUGUUCUCUGUGAUUUCUGGCCAUUGUCUCUGGUGGAGCGGGCUUCAAAGGAGACUGUGGCUGAAUCAACUGGUGCCGACAGGACAGCACUUUCGGCAUGUGCACUUGAAGGUUGGAGACCGAGCUGAGCUCAGCAGAGCCUUCACACAACAGGAUGUGGCUACCUUCUCAGCGAUAACAGGAGAUGUCAAUCCUUUGCAUUUAAGUGAAGAUUUUGCAAAACACACCAAGUUUGGAAAGACAAUUGUGCAUGGAGUUCUGAUAACUGGACUUAUUUCAGCUCUCCUGGGUACUAAAAUGCCAGGGCCAGGCUGUGUGUUUCUUUCCCAGGAAAUUAAGUUUCCAGCCCCUUUAUAUAUUGGAGAAGUGGUUUUAGCAUCUGCAGAAGUGAAAAGGUUGAAGCAAUUUGUUGCUGUUGUUGCGGUGUCCUGUUGUGUAAUAGAAAGUAAGAAGACAGUUAUGGAAGGCUGGGUUAAAGUUACAGUCCCAGAAGCUCCUAGAUCCUGAUGUACAAGUGUAAAGUUAUAAGUUGAAACACCUGUGCCCAUCAGGGGGAUGGACCGUGUUCUUCAUUAAGGAAUGCUGGUAUAUCUGGAAGCCAGCAGACGGCUUGUUCUAAUGUCUGCUUUCUAGAUUGGCUUAUGCUUUACCCAGGCUUAAGUCUGUGCAAGAUUUUAUUAUCUGUGGAGAUUUGGGUUUUUUCCAAUUAAAAAACAAUUGAGAGGGACUGGAGAGAUGGCUCAUGAGUUACAAUCACUGGCUGCUCUUCCAGAGGAUCUGGGUCCAACGCCUAGCACCCACAUGGCAGCUCACAGCUGUUCGCAACUCUAUUCUUGGAAUCUAAUGCCAUCUUCUGGCCUCUGGAAACUACAUGCAGAUGGUACACAGACACACAUACAGGCAAAACAACCGUACAAAUACUAAUACAUACAAAUAAUAAUAACAGCAAAAAUCCUUGUAAAAAUUGAGAAAGCUAUUUAUCUGCAUGUUUUACUUAUGUUUGUAUUUGAUAACGUGCCUAUAUUUGUUUUUAGGAAGUUUCUUACUGAAUUUAUACCACUGUGUAUUUAGUUACUAACUAUAAUGAUGGAAGUAGGGUCAUCUUUGAAUGUCUACUCUUUACCAUUAAAUAUUCUUAACCCUUUCUCAGUUGUUUGUGGGUUAGGUUUAUAAUUGUUUAUAUGCUUUCCCACUUGGGAGGCAGAGGCAGGCGGAGCUCAAGGCCAUCCAGAUGAGCAUAGCAAGUUCCAGGACAGCCAGGGCUACAUAGAGAGACCCUGUCUCAAAUUAAUAAAAAACAAAAAUGCCAACUA
Molecule: messenger RNA, 1313 nt
Organism: Psammomys obesus (fat sand rat)
Lineage: Eukaryota; Metazoa; Chordata; Mammalia; Rodentia; Muridae
Gene: Htd2
Product: hydroxyacyl-thioester dehydratase type 2
Exons: 1
Coding region: 1-507 (168 amino acids)
Source: RefSeq, a predicted model, not a curated record